This is a messenger RNA of Sorex fumeus (smoky shrew), 1320 nucleotides long. RefSeq names its product neurotensin receptor 1 (gene NTSR1). Lineage: Eukaryota; Metazoa; Chordata; Mammalia; Eulipotyphla; Soricidae. The record is from RefSeq and is a predicted model, not a curated record. Gene Ontology annotation, cellular component: plasma membrane. Gene Ontology annotation, biological process: neuropeptide signaling pathway. Bases 79 to 1320 code for a protein of 413 amino acids. The transcript is spliced from 4 exons. Gene Ontology annotation, molecular function: G protein-coupled neurotensin receptor activity.
GGCUCGUCCGGCUCCGCGGCCGGAGAUCGCGGGUCCCCGCGGCCUCCCGCCCGUCCGGGCCCGCGCCCCGCAGCCACCAUGCGCCUCAACCACUCGGCGGACGCGCGGGGGCCCGAGCUGGCGCCGCCGCCGUCGGGGCUGGAAGCCGCGCUCCUGGCCGCCGGCGUGGGCAACCGCUCGGGCGCCGCCAAUGCCUCGGAGUGGCCGAGCGCGGCGCCCAGCAGCAAUCUGGACGUGAACACGGACAUCUACUCCAAAACGCUGGUGACGGCUGUGUACCUGCUGCUGUUCGCGGUGGGCGCCGUGGGCAACUCAGUAACGGCGUUCACGCUGGCGCGCCGGCGGCCGCUGCACGGCUUCCAGAGCACCGUGCACUACCACCUGGGCAGCCUGGCCCUGUCCGACCUGCUCAUCCUGCUGCUGGCCAUGCCCGUGGAGCUGUACAACUUCAUCUGGGUGCACCACCCCUGGGCCUUCGGCGACGCCGUCUGCCGCGGCUACUACUUCCUGCGCGAAGCCUGCACCUACGCCACGGCCCUUAACGUGGCCAGCCUGAGCGUGGAGCGCUACCUGGCCAUCUGCCACCCCUUCAAGGCCAAGACCCUCAUGUCCCGCAGCCGCACCAAGAAGUUCAUCAGCGCCGUGUGGCUGGCCUCGGGGCUGCUGGCCGUGCCCAUGCUCUUCGCCAUGGGCCAGCAGAACCUCAGCGCCGACAGCCAGCACCCCGGGGGGCUGGUGUGCACGCCCGUCACCAGCACCCACACCCUCAAGGUCAUCAUCCAGGUCAACACCUUCAUGUCCUUCGUCGUGCCCAUGGUGGUCAUCUCCAUCCUCAACACCAUCAUCGCCAACAAGCUGGCCGCCACGGUUCGCCACGCGGCCGAGCUGGGCCAGGUGUCCACAGUCGGGGGGCAGCACGGAUCCUUCACCAUGCCCAUCGAGCCAGGCCGGGUGCAGGCGCUGCGGCAUGGAGUGCGGGUGCUCCGUGCUGUGGUCGUGGCCUUCGUGGCCUGCCUGCUGCCCUACCACGUGCGGCGCCUCAUGUUCUGCUACAUCUCCGGACAUCAGUGGACUCCGUUCCUGUACGACUUCUACCACUACUUCUACCUGCUGACCAAUGCCCUGUUCUACGUCAGCUCAGCUGUCAACCCUGUCCUCUACAACCUGGUGUCGGCCAACUUCCGCCAGGCCUUUGUGGCCACGCUGGGCUGCCUGUGCCCACCCUGGCACCGCCGUGCGGCCAGACUGGCGCGGACGGCCAACAGCGUGUCCAGCAGCCACACGUGCUCCAGCAACAUCACUCGCGAGACGCUGUACUAG